This is a messenger RNA of Mauremys mutica (yellowpond turtle), 5912 nucleotides long. RefSeq names its product ankyrin repeat domain 13A (gene ANKRD13A). The transcript has 15 exons. Gene Ontology annotation, molecular function: protein binding. The record is from RefSeq and is a predicted model, not a curated record. The coding region runs from base 116 to 1894 and encodes 592 amino acids. Gene Ontology annotation, cellular component: cytoplasm. Lineage: Eukaryota; Metazoa; Chordata; Testudines; Geoemydidae.
GGGCUAGGGCUGAGGGGCUUGGUAAGGGCCCUGUGAGAAACAAAGAGGGGGAGAUCAGAGUGGGCAGGCACCCCCACCCCCCCAGGGAGGGUUGAGCCCUCUAAUACGUGGCAAGAUGAGCUCUCCAUGCGAGGCUCGUAGCAAGUUUCCUUUGCACGUCUUAGUCUGGAAUAAUGACUACAAACAGCUGGAUAAAGAGCUGGAAGGCAAGGAUGUCGAUCAGCGUGAUCCACGGGGUCGGACCUUGCUGCACCUCGCUGUUUCCUUGGGAUAUAUAGAGUCUGCCAAAGUCCUCCUUCGACACAAGGCAGAUGUUACCAAAGAGAAUGCACAGGGAUGGACAGUUUUACAUGAGGCUGUAAGCACAGGAGACCCAGAGAUGGCAUACCUAAUACUGCAGCAUCGAGACUACCACCAAACGUCUGCAACACUUGGAGGGGUUCCUGAAUUACUCCAAAAAAUUAAUGAGACUUCUGAUUUUUAUGUGGAAAUGAAAUGGGAAUUCACUAGCUGGGUUCCACUCGUUUCCAGAGUGUGUCCAAAUGAUACCUGUCGCAUCUGGAAAAGCGGAGCUAAGUUACGCGUUGAUAUCACAUUAUUGGGCUUUGAAAAUAUGAGCUGGGAACGAGGGAAACGUAGCUUAAUUUUCAAGGGAGAAGAUACUGGAGGCUGGGCAGAACUAAUUGAGAUAAACCAUGAUGACAAAGUUGUCACGACAGAGCGUUUUGAAAUCUCUCAACAAAUGAAGCGUCUGACUUUGGGCUCUGUGAUGCCAGAAAGAAAGGAGGUGGAAAGACGCCUUACGUCUCCAAUUAUUAAUACGUGCCUUGAUACUAAAAAUAUUGCUUUUGAAAGAAAUACAUCUGGAUUUUGGGUAUGGAGGACAGAGAAAGCAGAAGGUGUUAAUGGUUAUGAAGCAAAGGUCUAUACGGCAAACAAUGUGAAUGUAGUCACAAAAAUCCGAACAGAACACUUGACAGAAGAAGAGAAAAAAAGAUAUAAAGCUGACAGAAAUCCACUGGAAUCUUUUCUUGGUACUGUAGAGCAUGAGUAUGGUGCGCAGGACCUCAAAACAGAGUAUGCCACAAUGAAUAACCCUACAGCCAUUACUCUGGAGGAAUAUUUUGACCCGAAGUUCGAUCUGAAAGAUAGAGACAUAGGAAGACCCAAAGAAGUCACUAUUAGAACACAGAAGUUUAAAGCAACCUUGUGGAUGUGUGAAGAAUUCCCCCUCUCUCUCAUGGAGCAGGUCACUCCAAUCAUUGAUCUGAUGGCCAGAGCUAGUGCUCAUUUUGCUAGACUUAAAGACUUCAUCACUUUGGAAUUUCCACCUGGAUUUCCUGUCAAAAUUGAAAUUCCCUUGUUUCAUGUGCUUAAUGCUCGAAUUACAUUUGAAAAUGUUAAUGGCUGCAGGACAGCUGAGGAAACUUCAUCACAAACUGCUGAAGGUGCAGAGUGUGAGUUGGCUUCUACAGCCUCUAGCUUUGAGGUCGACCAGUCUGUGUUUGAGAUCCCCAAAUCUUAUCACACUCAACAUGAUGGUAGGAACGUGCGUGUGCAAGAUGAAGAUAAUGAAAUAAUGCAGUUUGCUAUUCGGCAGAGUUUGUUGGAGUCCAGUGGGAAUAAAGAAGCCUUAGGAAUGCAUUCCAAUGGAGCAGUUGCUUAUGCACAGGACUUUAAUAUACAGUAUCAAAGGGCACUUCAGGAGAGCUAUAUUAUGAGUUCAAGUACUCCCCAUGUUAGCACUCCAAAUGAGUCUUCCAGUUUUGAUAAAGACUUACAGCUUGCCAUGGAGUUGUCUGUCAGAGAGCAGCAGGAGCAGGAGAAACGGCGUCGUGAAGAGGAGGAGGAAGAAUUUCAACAAGCUUUGCAGCGCUCUCUCACAGAAAAAUAGACUCCUCCUUCAAACCUCUAAAAGAGAGGUGCCUCAAUGUAUGUGACACUGAGGGCUGCAGUAGCUAGGAGCCUGAGGACCACUCUUGGGUUGCAUAAGUAGAGGACGUCCUUGUCACCUUUAACAUAGAGAUGUGGCCCAGAGAUGCUACAGCUCUGGGCAUGCAGUUCUCUAGCUUGACCCAAGUGCCCUGGCGUGUUGUGUGCGGACACCUGUAGUUUCUAUGGGCUGCUACCUCCAUGAUUAAAGGUGAGGGCUGUGGUAGAAUUCCAGGAGCUAUAUUUGGCUCCCAGGCCAUAUCCUGUUCAAAAAUUUCAUAAAGGGAAGAGAGAGAGAAAUAUAUUAUAUAGCCCAGGCAAGGUGUCCAGUUCUUUAUGUAGGAGCACAGCGAUAUUUGAGAACCUGAUACAUAGAGAGUUCAGAAGAGAAACUUCCUUAUUACCUACCAAAGGCAUAUUAAUCUGUUCAGUCUUUCCUAGUAAUUGAAUGCCAGUCCCUGUUUCUUUUCUAAAUAGAGAGGAGAAUGUGUGAAGUAGUCUUUCACUCCAGCGAGUGGUUUCCAUUAGGUUUGGGUGCACAUGGCUAAGGAUAUUUUCUCUUUUCAGUUCCUGAGCAUUUAAAAUGCAGCGGUGCUUAUCAAUAUGGUUGAUUUUUAAACUUGAGUUAAUUCAGGCUAAAGGUGCACUCAAGAUUAAACUAAUGCUUUCUGGCCAAGGGCAAAAAAGAUAGCUAAUAGAAGUUUUUUUUUUCCCUUGAAAAGGGACUACCUGUUCAUUCAAAUAUAGGUUUCUCUAGUGAUUCAAGACCAGCUUAGUUCACACAAUCAAAGAAGACAGCAAGGAAAUACAUAGAAAUAGGUGCUUUUUUAAAAGAUCGAUUUACUUUUUUUGUGAAAGAAAUUUACACUUAUUUGGAGGUAGGGUGCUGAAUUCAUACAGAGAAAUUAGAUGAAAUUUUAAUGUAUGCCUAUAAGUAAGUUCUGCCAUCUCAAAGGGAAAUAUAAAUAUUGCUUUUUAAAAGUCAAAUGUAAAUCCUUCAUGUGAAUACAUAUUUUUUAUCUAAAUCUUUUUAUUGAUUUUUAAGACAAACCAAGUCAAUACAAUUACACUCUUAGGGAAUAGUAUCAUUAGCAAUACAGGAGUGUAUUUUUACCAAGUUUUCUCAGGUCUUUAUUCAUACUAUAUAUUUUUAGUUCUUUUGUUCUUGUGUAAAUGUACACAGCAUACAUGCUGUGAUUGUUAAAUGCACUCCUCCAGUACAGACUGUACAACCAUAGGAAAGCCUUAUUGCAGUGAAACAUCUUACUGAGCAAUAUUUCCUACUUAUAGCUGGCAGAAGUGCAAAGAAACCUAUGGUACAUGUGGUCUUAUCCUGCAUUUGUUACUCAGGCAAAACACAGGGCUGCCUCUGGCUCUGUGACAUACUAUUAACCAGUCUAACUUGCAAUAAAAUUGACAUGAUCAUAAUCAGUAAAAGGUAAUUUAGAACUCAAUUGUAUACCAUAUAAUCAUCCAUUGUUUAUGUAGCAAUCAGAUUAAAAUUCCUUGUAUGCACACUUGUGCCAGUAUAAUCUGUGCCAUGUUUGUUUCAGACUAUGCAGCUUGCAUUUCAUAAAACUUUGACUUCAUCCCUAAAUAGUUUAUUUGGGAUUAGGAGUAACACUGUCACUUGCUUACCCAUAAGCAGCUAUACAUUGGAAUUAUUGCUCCUCUCUUUGAAAAGAGAAUUGCUGUAACUGUCAAACCUACCUGAGGGACUAAAGCCUUUCGUUAGCGUUGUGACAAGUUGUGAAAUAACAGAUACAAGAAUUCAGGUUUUUUUUUCCUCAUGUGGAAAUAAAGAGCAUUGCUCCCUUUAAGAGCAUUUGUCUGGCAUUCUGAUUACUAAUAGAAAAACAAGAUCUCAAACCCACCUUCCCCCCAGCAAUUUAUUUUUUGUGCUUUGGUCACCAUAAACGAAAUGUGUAUUUGCUUCCUAUUCACUGAAGAAUCUUCCCAAAUGGGAGUGGAAGCUGGUGGGAUAAUAAUUCUUUGUUAAGCACAUAAAUUUUAUUCUAGGCAGAGCUGGCACCAACAACCAUAGGUCAGGUUGCUGAAUACUUUCCAUUAUAAAAUGCUGUUUUCAGUUGCUGUACAACUGUGACCAUUUGGACUGAAACUUACCAUGCCUGGUGUCUGCCUCAGGCCAAAUUACUGUUUUAUUUUUUAAGCUUCAUUGCUUUUUGAGAACCAAGCUUGUGGGAGGGGGGAAAUGUUGGUAAAACUGUUAAAAUCAUUUAACUGAGCAGCUCUACUGCUGCCAUGCUCUGGAGCAGGGAUGUAGGCUUGGGCUGUGAUACUUGCUGCUCCCGGCAAAAUCUGGCCAAAUUUGCCCAGGUUAUAAGCAUCUGAAAAAACAGCAAUUCCUACAUACACAGUAGAGGCUUGUCAUUAAUUAGCAGCUACAUUCUCUGCACUGAGUGUGCUUGAUUUUUACCUUGGGCUAAAGGAAUUAAGCAGGACUUUCACUGCAUUUACUUCCACCAGUGACUGCAGUGGAACUGUCUGUACCCAAGAGCUGAGACCAGGGAGACUCUCUCUUGCUGGGGUGCCCAGCGAAUGUAGAAAAGAAAACACCCUCCGUGGAAUGUGUGGAGGGGACUGAGACAGGAGCUGGGAUCAGGAGGGUUGGAGUGCUGGGACAGAAUCUGACUAGGAAACGACUGGGCCCGGGACUGGCUGGAAAGAGGAGAUGAACACUAGCAGUGCCUGCACUUCUGAAUUAAUUGUAACAUUAUUUUAGCCCCUGCUGGGGCCACUCACACAAUGACGCAAUUUCUAGCACUUGUCUGAUUUUUCUCAAUCCUGUCCAGAACUCCCUCUCCUUCCCCACUUUGCCACCUCCUGGGAUGAGCAGCCAAUGAGGGCUGCUUGCAAGAGGCAGGUCAGAGCUCUCUCAUGAGCCAGAGGAGUUCUGGGGUAGGAAAGGGGCCAGCUGACCGCAUUCUCAAAGCACCGGAGAGGGGGAGCAGAAACAGCCCAGCAGCUCUGCUCCCCCUGUGAGCAAAGGAUCAGUCUGCUCUGCCCCUCUCCAUCCUUGCAACAGCAGGCCUGAGAAGGGGAAGAGAGGAUAAGCCCCUGGAGCUCCCCCUAAUGGAAGGGUGAAAAACCCCUGGAGCUGCAGGAAGGGCGGUGAUGAGCUGGGGGGUGGGCAAAGUUGAGACGAAGGUUGGGAUGGCAUAGCUAAUUGCAAGGAUUGGCAUGCAAAGGGCACAAAAUAAACUAGGAUUCUGGGGUUUGGGGAGAAACUGGAGGUGCUGUACCAUGAGGCAGCACUUCAUACAAAUCUAGAAUUUGAUCUUGAAUUGGGUUUUCUGGUGAGAACUCAAAUCGCUUUUCUCUGUCAUUGUCAUCCAGGCAUAUUGGGGGUUCAAAAACAGACCAAAAAACAAUUUUAUUUUUAUUUUUCUGUCUCAUAAUUUUGGGAGGGGUCUGACUCAGGAUUUUUGAACUUUCCAAGUUUCAAAGGCAGGCGAUGAGUGAGGCAGGGAACUGCCAGGAGAGAACUGGUUUCAUGGCUAAGGCAAUUGAAUGUCAUGGUGGAAAAUUGCUACUAUCCCUCCUCUGAAAAAAGUCCAAGGUUAACAUCUGUCUAGCUUUUUUGUUUUAAAUGCUAGUUACUAAUUAGUAAAAGCAUCAGCUGGGUAACCUGCUCAUGUAAUUCACUGUAUGUUCUUACGGUGUUUAAAAAAAACAGAUCACAACUUCUUGUGUGGCUGCUGCAUGUUUCUAAUAGCGAAGUUCCUUGCUCUAUUGGGAUAGAAAUUGUUUUUCUCAAAUCAAAGAUUGUUAAGCCUUGGGUUCUCCUGAGUUUGUUAAAGGCUUCCUCUAAAUGAUAUAAAUCUAGUUCAUUCACACAGUUUGAUUUUUUUGAGUUUAAUGCCUGUUUGUUCAGUGCAUUUCUUUUUCUGUGCAGCUGUCUGAAACCACAGUGCAUAUUAAUGAUUUAAUAACUCCUACCUUGAAGCACAGUAACUGAA